AUUGAUUUGAAAUAGGGGGAUUUGAAGAAUCGUUAACGGCAUGUAAAGGAAUAAAACGGGACCUUACAGAAGAUUAAAAAGGGAUUCGACAAACAGUAUUCCAAUUUGCUUAUUCUGUUGACAUUGUUGAAUUAUCAGAGAAGAAAAUAAGUUUAUUAACUAGAAGAAGAGGAAUAGAUGUGUUGUGUUUCUUUCCAAUGGUGUACAGCUCUGGCGACUUGUGGACUGAAGUGGUGUACUUUACCCAUGGAAUUAAAAAGCAGUUUUCCAACCCUAUGAAAAGGCAGAUUCCAUUACUAUUGAUUAAAUAUUCAUCAUUGAAAAACCACAGGUUUGAAAGGAUCGAUUUUAAACAAUGAAGAAAAGCUUGGAGAAAAGUGAAAUAAGUCUGGAUUUAUCCAAGCUCAGUGACAGGAGUGACGAUAUUUUGAGGUAUCCCCGGAAUCGCUGGCCUCGCGAUUACUCUCUAUCACGAUCGUCGUCUGCCACGAGACGAUCAUCUUCUGCUUACAGUGCCAGCAGACGAGAUCAUCAUCUGGCUUCAAUUUUGGAGGACAAAAAAUUGGGAGCACUUCCUUUGGUAAAAUCUCCUGCUAACAGUCCUACUGGAUUUUGUUUCACGACGAUACGAGCUCCAACCAGAUUAACCAAAAGUGCCAUGUCGGAUCUGAGUUCUGUUCCCAGUUGUCAACAGAACACAAAGCAAAUGAUCCAUAGUUUAUACGAAAUUUGGAUCCCGCAACUGAGUUUGAAUUAUAGACCUUUCGUCCAUUACGUGCAUCCUAGAAGUCGAUCGACGUCUGUCAGUUCCGAACAAUCGACAGGAUCUAGAAAGUCUUCGGAGCGAAUGAAGGCGGUGGAAUCGGUCAUUGAAUUGUGUAAUUUCAAUAUGUCUCGUCGUCGAAGCAGUGUAGUAAGUGGAGUGAAAUGAAAGUAACAUUUUAUGGUAUUGGUAAACCUUAUAUUUACGUUUUUACUUACUGUUCCCAUUAAAGUGAACCUAUACAUAUAAGAACCGCAUCGUUUGAUGUUAAAGGAAUUGUAUAUAUGUAAACUCAGAAGUGUACAUUUGUACGAAUUUUAGACACUUACAUAUAAAUGAGCAAUUGUUAAAAGUUUGAAAAUUUAAAAUAUCAACGUUUCAGGAA
Messenger RNA from Saccostrea cuccullata (small rock oyster), 1148 nucleotides. RefSeq lists its product as uncharacterized. The record is from RefSeq and is a predicted model, not a curated record. The transcript has 2 exons. Lineage: Eukaryota; Metazoa; Mollusca; Bivalvia; Ostreida; Ostreidae. The coding region runs from base 356 to 931 and encodes 191 amino acids.